This is a messenger RNA of Physeter macrocephalus (sperm whale), 786 nucleotides long. Lineage: Eukaryota; Metazoa; Chordata; Mammalia; Artiodactyla; Physeteridae. The record is from the annotation of a RefSeq genome assembly.
AUGACCCACCAAACCCACUCUUACCAUAUAGUAAACCCAAGCCCUUGACCCCUCACAGGAGCUCUCUCAGCACUUCUUAUAACAUCAGGCCUAAUCAUAUGAUUCCACUUCAACUCAACUAUCCUACUAGCCCUAGGCCUUUUAACAAAUAUCCUGACAAUAUACCAAUGAUGACGAGACAUUAUCCGAGAAAGCACCUUCCAAGGUCAUCACACACCAACUGUCCAAAAGGGGCUCCGAUAUGGAAUAGUCCUAUUCAUCCUAUCAGAGAUUCUAUUUUUCACUGGCUUUUUCUGAGCUUUUUACCACUCAAGCCUCGCUCCUACCCCCGAACUAGGCGGAUGCUGACCACCAACAGGCAUCUGCCCUCUAGACCCCUUCAAAGUACCUCUUCUCAAUACUUCUGUUCUACUAGCCUCCGGCGUAUCUAUCACAUGAGCCCACCACAGUCUCAUACAAGGAGACCGCAAACAAAUGCUUCAAGCCCUCUUUAUCACAAUCGCACUUGGUCUUUACUUCACCCUACUACAAGCAUCGGAAUACUACGAAACCCCCUUCACAAUCUCAGACGGAGUUUACGGGUCCACUUUCUUUGUAGCCACAGGCUUUCACGGACUGCACGUUAUCAUUGGAUCUACUUUCCUCACUGUCUGCUUUCUACGCCAAAUAAAAUUCCACUUCACACCAAACCAUCAUUUCGGCUUCGAAGCCGCAGCUUGAUAUUGACACUUCGUAGACGUCGUAUGACUAUUCCUCUACGUAUCAAUCUACUGAUGAGGUUCAUAG